AUGCCGGUGUGGCUGUUCUCCAUGAUUCAGUGUGUGCUCUCGGUGUGUGUGAUCGGGGUGAGCGUCAGGCUGUGCAUGGGUAAUUCUGGUCUGGAGACGUCCGGCCUGGGUAAAACCGUGUCCGGCUGCCUGAAGCUGUGCCUGGCCUGGGUGGGAGCUGUGGGGGGUGCGGUGGGGGUCCCGAUCAACAUGCUGCUGAACCUGAGGAGCCCACAGUGCCUUUACACGUGCAUCACGCUCAUCUGCUGCCCCAUGCUGAUCAGACAGUUCACUAUAUGGCUGCUGCUGCUGCUCACAAUCAAUGCCCACCUGCAGGGCCGACUGGGACACAGGUACACCAGCUUGGUAACUCGUCAGAGGAUGCUGUACCUGGUGCUCCUCACCUGGGUCUGCUCUGUGGUCACCGCCUUCGCGCAGUUCAUCGUCUGCAGCUCUCUGGACACCUGGCAGGAGGUGACGUCUGAGUUGGGUUUGGAUGGUCCAUUAAGGCCUAAUCACACCUCCCACAAACCACCCAAACUCCCGCCUUCUCAAGACCGCUCUGUGAUCGGGAAGCACCUUCCGUACGGGGGCUUCCUCUCUAAAUUCCUGGUGGAGGACCUGCACAACUUUACCUACGAGGAGAUCCACAGCAGCCACUGGGCAGUCUGUGCGCCGGACACUGUCCUCAGCCCGGUGUUCCUGGUCUACGUCUACGCAGUCGCCGUCUUUCUCGUCCCCGUCUUCGUCCUGAUGGCUGUCUAUAUAGACCUGAUGUGCCUGAUGUCUCAGAAAGUAGCCGCAGGGUCUACUGGAGUCCAGAAGAAAAACCGAGUCCAGUCCCGUUCUCUGGUUCUGUCUAUGUGUCUCCUGGUUCUCCUGUGUCUCCCCCUGCAUGUCAUCCACGCCCUGCGUCUCUUCUCUCCACAAGGACUCAGACCCAUCUGGAUAAAGUCUGUGGCCUCUGUUCUGUUCCAGGCCUACAGCUUAGUCCCUCCACUCCUGUUCACAGGACCUCCGGACCCGGUAGCUGGUGUAGUUUCCUCUCUAGAGUCGACUGUACCUCCAACCAGCUCUCGAGUGAAGCCCCUGAGCCCAGUUCCACUGGAGUUCUGUCCACCUGAGACAACACCAAAAGGCACUGUUCCUGUAGGGAUGUAAAUAUCUAUCCAUCCAUCCAUACAUACACCCAUGCAUCCACCCAUCCAUCCACCCAUCCAUCCAUCCAUCCAUCCAACCAACCAUCCAUCCAUCCAUUCAUCCAACCAUCCAUCCAUCCAACCAUCCAUCAAUCUAUUCAUCCAACCAUCCAUCCAUCCAUCCAUCCAUUCAUCCAUCCAUUCAUCCAACCAACCAUCCAUCCAUCCAUUCAUCCAACCAUCCAUCCAUCCAUUCAUCCAACCAUCCAUCCAUCCAUCCAUCCAUCCAUUCAUUCAUCCAACCAUCCAUCCAUCCAUCCAUCCAUCCAUCCACCCACCCAUCCAUACAUCCAUCCAUACAUCCAUCCAGGUGCACGUUUAUACUGAAAUUAUUAUGAGUUUAAUCUUGUACUAUUACAGAUUUAUUCUCACAAUAUUAUGC
Molecule: messenger RNA, 1560 nt
Organism: Astyanax mexicanus (Mexican tetra)
Lineage: Eukaryota; Metazoa; Chordata; Actinopteri; Characiformes; Acestrorhamphidae
Exons: 2
Coding region: 1-1140 (379 amino acids)
Cellular component (GO): membrane
Source: RefSeq, a predicted model, not a curated record